CUUGAUAAAUCUCCCUCUCUUCAUAAGGCUUGUCUCGGUCUGCUAAUGACUUGUCCGGAAUGAACACUAAAUGGAUUGUGAUAACAAAGCUACGCUAGGCAACGUGCUCCGCUCAUGUCUGUUCCCACUGGGCACAGACGUCACAUCAACGUCUAUUCCACGUUGAUUCAACGUAAUAACAUUGAAAACGACUUGGAAACAACGUUGAUUCAACCAGAGUGCCCAGUGGGAUGUAUGGAAUGUCAUCCGUUUUGCUAAUUAAAACUUAAACAGCACUGCGGUUCAGCAGUGAUGGCAUGCGCUCAGGAAGCCUGCUGAUGGGCUUCUCCACACUCAUUGGUAGCUUUAGGACCCCAGGGGAAGGCUGACAAACAGGGCUGCAGGGGCAGAGACAGUUUGCUGUCUUGGAGAGAUGAAAACUUCACUAAUGUCUUAAGUCAGAGCCGUGGGAAAGAUACAGUCAUCUGGUGGCGAUGAACCGUAACGCACGGCGACGGGAAAGAAACUGCUCGACCAGAGAAACUCGACCUGCACUCAACAUUUUCCUUCCUUGGGAGAACAGAUACGUAUCUCUAUCGCUCUUUCUCGCCCCCUCCCUCCACCCUCUCUCGUAGACUUUCUAAGAUACAGCGUCUGAAUUCAGAUGCGGUGCACUUCCAAGGCGAGCAUCAGCAUCACUACAGAGACUCUGGCUCGGAUAAAAUCGGAAGAGCGCGUUUUCGUCCUCGGUUAUUUUCGAUUCAUCUAGUUGAUUAGAGACCCCCCCCCCCACUCCCCAUAUCACCCCAAUACACCAGUCGUCGGAAUUAUAGCUGCCUCCCUACAGCUCUCCCCUUGGCUUCCCCUUUCUUCAAACCGAACAGAAUUGAUGUGUAUUUGCCGCAUGAGGACGUCCAAGCAUUGGAACUCAGUUGCUGGGGUUGCAGCGAUUCAGCCUGCCGCUUGCUCCACGCCGGAGACAUGAAUCUACCAUAACGGAAUUCGCGUUCCCUGUCAAAAUCGGAUAAAUCAAAACUGUUUGUUUGCCGCCUCGUGGGGGUUAUAUUUCGUUUCUGCUGGUCAAUAACUGUCGUCAAGUGAAUAGCUGUUAUCGCCAUCGCUUCAAUUCCAAACUGGAGGAGUCGUGAUCAACGGGAAUGAAAUUGAGAAAAUCGUCCGCGGGUUGGAGGACGGGGCUGAGUUUAGGUCGGGAACUACGAGUCUAGAUAUUUCUAACUUUGUGCGCAAGACUUUCUCUUUCUAUAUGGACCGAUCAACAUCACUGGAUAUCGAGGCUCUGAAGAUGACCCAGGAGCAGUACAUCCUGGCAGCCCAGCCCAACACCCUGAGCCAGCAGGUACACCAAGGUGCCCAGGCCUACCCGGUGGGUAUCUACGGCUGGAGGAAGCGCUGCCUCUACUUCUUCAUCCUCCUGCUCCUGGUCACCAUGAUCGUCAACCUGGCGCUCACCAUCUGGAUCCUCAAGGUCAUGAACUUCACCGUGGAUGGAAUGGGUAAUCUUCGUGUAACCAAAGAGGGGAUCAGGCUAGAGGGUGUUUCGGAGUUUCUGCUCCCUCUCUACGUGAAAGAAAUAGAAUCCAGAAGGGACAAUCCUCUGAUCCUGCAGUCAGACAGGAAUGUGACGGUGAACGCAAGAAACAACCUUGGUCAGCUAACAGGACAGCUCACUGUGGGCUCGGAGAUGGUGGAGGCCCAGUGUCAGAGGUUCGAGGUGAGGAGUCCUGACGGGGAGCGGGUGCUCUUCUCCGCUGACGAGAAGGAGAUCAGCAUCGGCACUGAGAAACUGAGGGUGACAGGGAACGAAGGUGUCGUCUUCGGACAUUCAGUGGAGACAUCCCACAUCAGAGCAGAACCUUUCCAGGAUCUCAAGCUGGAGUCUCCCACCAGGACCCUGAGUCUAGAGGCUCCCAGAGGGGUGGAGGUCAACGCCGGGGUGGGCGACUUCAAGGCCUCCUGCCGGAAAGACCUGUUGCUCCAGUCGUCAGAAGGAGAGAUCUUUUUAGAUUCCAACACAAUUCGACUGGGGAACAUUCCUCACGGGACAGCGGCAGACCCGCUGCACGGGGCACCGGGCACCACGUACCCCAAACAGACUGUGUACGAGCUGUGCGUGUGCCCAAGCGGCAAGCUCUACCUGUCCCCGGCUGAGAAGGGCUCCACCUGCCAGACGACCAGCAACGUGUGUCUGUGGAGCUGAGAGAGGGGGGGCCAGCGGACCGCUGAACACCAGAAAGGCCUUCCCCUCAUUAGGAUCCCAGUCCAGGAUACCAGGACCCCAACAGACCCUGUUCCCCAUCCAUCGAUAGAUUUACUUUCCUUGACAGACAUUCUUCAUUUUCUUUCUUUCUCUGUGGUCACUCUCUCUUUCUCUCUUUCUCAUCUCUCUCUUUCUUUCUUUCUCAUCUCUAUCUUUCUCUCUUUCUCAUCUCUCUCUUUCUCUCUUUCUCAUCUCUCUCUUUCUCUCUUUCUCAUCUCUCUCUUUCUUUCUUUCUCAUCUCUCUCUUUCUCUCUUUCUCAUCUCUCUCUUUCUCUCUUUCUCAUCUCUCUCUUUCUUUCUUUCUCAUCUCUCUCUUUCUCUCUUUCUCAUCUCUCUCUUUCUCAUCUCUCUCUUUCUUUCUUUCUCAUCUCUCUCUUUCUCUCUUUCUCAUCUCUCUCUUUCUCAUCUCUCUCUUUCUCUCUUUCUCAUCUCUCUCUUCCUCAUCUCUCUCUUUCUCUCUUUCUCAUCUCUCUCUUCCUCAUCUCUCUCUUUCUCAUCUCUCUCUUCCUCAUCUCUCUCUUCCUCAUCUCUCUCUUUCUCAUCUCUCUCUUUCUCUCUUUCUCAUCUCUCUCUUUCUCUCUUUCUCAUCUCUCUCUUUCUUUCUUUCUCAUCUCUUUCUUUCUCUCUUUCUCAUCUCUCUCUUUCUCUCUUUCUCAUCUCUCUCUUUCUUUCUUUCUCAUCUCUCUCUUUCUCUCUUUCUCAUCUCUCUCUUCCUCAUCUCUCUCUUUCUCUCUUUCUCAUCUCUCUCUUUCUCAUCUCUCUCUUUCUCAUCUCUCUCUUUCUCAUCUCUCUCUUUCUUUUUUCUCUUCUUCCUUCUUUCUUUGUAUUACUUUUCCUCUUCCUCUCUGUCAGUUGUUGUUUCUUUCUCUUACCCUCUCUGUCGUUCUCUCUCCUGCUCUCUUUCUCCUCCCUUCGUCAUCUCUCUCUCACAGUCCUCCCAAACAAAGAAGAAAAAUCAGGAAUCCCUUGAAAAAUGAGGCUUGGGGAAAAAGCCCCUUCUUCCAAAAUUUUGAUGGAACAAAAAAACGAUGUGAAGUGACAAUUUGUUUUCUCCUUUUUUUCUAUUUUUCUAUCGUUCUCAGAUGGGGAAUGAGUGUUGCGCCGCCGCCGGGCCGAACUUGAACCGAGAGAUUUAGGUGGACUGAUUUGUUUUUCUAAGAAAGCGAUACACAGGUGCCUUUGCUAUUGUUGGUAAAGCACAUCACCUCCAACGUUCUCAUCCUCUUCAAUGGACCAUCGUUAACUCACUGGAAAACUAACUGUCUUUGGCUUAAAGCCUUGUCCAAAUCUCUACACAGACUUCAAGUACAGUUCUUUUUUUUUUCUCUGAUGUUUUCUUGAUUAAAAAAAAGCACAAAAUUAUGCCAUGUAUAUAACAAUACCAAUAAAAUGAAAAAUAAAACUAUAUUGUUUUAUAAACACAUCCUGAAUCUGGGAAUGCUCCAGGGUUGACUCUACUUUUUAAUUUGAAGUGCUAUGGUCAUGUGUAUGUUCUACAUUUUGAGGUUGUGGCCAAUUUCCCUGCUCUGAAAUCAUGGUCUAAUGUAACAUAUAAAGUAAUAUUACAACAAAGUGCAGUGAUUCUCCUUUGUCUGUCAGAGCUGAAUCACUAAUCACUAUCCCUUAUUUUACCAGGUAAGUUGACACAACACAUUCUCAUUCACAGCAACGACGUGGGGAAUAGUUACAGGGGAGAGGAGGGAGGAUGAAUGAGUUAAUUGGAAGCUGGGGAUGAUUAGGUGGCCAUGAUGGUAUGAGGGACAGAUUG
This is a messenger RNA of Oncorhynchus kisutch (coho salmon), 4025 nucleotides long. It is a transcript of the gene sgcz, whose product is annotated as sarcoglycan zeta. NCBI's taxonomy places the organism in Eukaryota, Metazoa, Chordata, Actinopteri, Salmoniformes, Salmonidae. The coding region runs from base 1244 to 2197 and encodes 317 amino acids. Gene Ontology annotation, biological process: heart contraction; cardiac muscle tissue development. The transcript is spliced from 8 exons. The record is from RefSeq and is a predicted model, not a curated record. Gene Ontology annotation, cellular component: sarcoglycan complex; sarcolemma.